Messenger RNA from Scleropages formosus (Asian bonytongue), 3959 nucleotides. RefSeq names its product solute carrier family 9 member A5 (gene slc9a5). Gene Ontology annotation, molecular function: potassium:proton antiporter activity; sodium:proton antiporter activity. The record is from RefSeq and is a predicted model, not a curated record. Gene Ontology annotation, biological process: proton transmembrane transport; sodium ion import across plasma membrane; regulation of intracellular pH. Gene Ontology annotation, cellular component: plasma membrane. The transcript is spliced from 16 exons. NCBI's taxonomy places the organism in Eukaryota, Metazoa, Chordata, Actinopteri, Osteoglossiformes, Osteoglossidae. The coding region runs from base 332 to 3259 and encodes 975 amino acids.
AAGUCGGGAAGGCAUAAGGAGAAGUCCAAACUCCACUCUGAUUCUGAUCUGAACCUAAACCCAAACCCAACGCUCCGCCCGGUGCAUCCCGUUCCCGUGCGGCUCUCGCGAACCGGCGCGUUGCCGCUUUAAAUAGCACGCGGCAGCGGCGGCGGAGGGGGCGAAGACGACGACGACGACGACGCUCCUCGAGAGCGCGGUCACGUGCUCCGCGGUGCCUCAGCUGGACGCGCGCGCGCGGGGCGCUGUGUUGACACUGUAAGCCGCUCCUCCGGCGCUAUAAAGCGCAGAGGAGGGGGGCGAUGACGGGCCACUGAACGCGGCCGCGGAGAUGCGCUCGCUCGCCCUGCUCGUGCUCGCGGCCGCGGUGGGCGAAGCGGCGGCUCUGGGCGCGGCCCCGGCGCGUGCCCCCGCCGCAGCCUCCCUCCGUCCUGCCCGGGAAGAUGCUGAGGAGGCGGUGGCGGUGGCGGUGGCGGUGGCGCUGCCCCGGUCCGCGGACCCGGCGGCGGUGGAAGCCGCCGGGGACGAGGCGCACGGGGACGCGUCCAGCCACCACCAGCACGGCGGGGGGUACAAGAUCGUGCAGUGGGAGUGGAGCUACGUGCAGACCCCGUACAUCAUCGCCAUCUGGAUCCUGGUGGCGAGCGUGGCCAAAAUACUGUUCCACUUUUCCCAGCGCGUCACCACCGUGGUCCCCGAAAGCUGCCUGCUCAUCCUUCUCGGCCUGGUGCUGGGGGGGGUCGUGCUCAUUGCCAGCAAGAAGCAGCUGUACCAGCUGGACCCCGGGCUCUUCUUUCUCUUCCUGCUCCCCACCAUCGUCGGCGAUGCCGGCUACUUCAUGCCCAGCCGACUGUUCUUCGACAACCUGGGCGCUAUCCUAAUGUAUGCCGUGGUUGGAACCCUGUGGAACGCCUUCUGCACGGGCUUCUGUCUCUACGGGAUGAAGCUGGCAGGAGUGAUAGAUGAGAAGGUAGAGGGUGGCAUGAUGGAGUUCCUGCUGUUCGGAGCGCUGAUCUCUGCGGUGGACCCAGUGGCAGUGCUCGCUGUGUUUGAGGAGGUGCACGUCAACGAAACCCUCUUCAUCAUCGUUUUUGGCGAAUCGUUGCUCAACGAUGCCGUCACUGUGGUGCUGUACAAGGUUUAUAUUUCCUUUGUGGAGGUGGGCCCCGGCAACGUGCAGACGGCCGAUUACUUCAAAGGAGUCGCCUCCUUCCUUAUUGUCAGCAUUGGGGGCACCAUGGUGGGCCUCAUCUUUGCUGUCAUCCUGGCCUUCAUCACACGCUUCACCAAGCGGGUGCGCAUCAUCGAGCCCCUCUUUGUCUUCCUGUUGGUCUACCUAGCCUACCUGACGGCGGAGCUCUUCUCCCUCUCCGCCAUUCUGUCAAUGACCUUCUGCGGUAUCGGCACCAAAAAGUACGUGGAGGCCAACAUUUCACAGAAGUCUCGCACCACCGUCAAAUACACGAUGAAGACCCUGGCCAGCAUUGCAGAGACCAUCAUUUUCAUCUUCCUGGGCAUCUCUGCCGUGGACAAGUCCAAAUGGGCCUGGGACACAGGCCUGAUCUCCUGCACACUCAUCUUCAUCUUUGUCUUCAGGGCCCUGGGUGUUGUGGGGCAGACCUGGGUACUGAACUGGUUCAGACUGGUUCCCCUGGAGAAGAUCGAUCAGGUGGUGAUGUCGUACGGCGGCCUGCGGGGAGCUGUCGCUUUUGCGCUGGUGGUCCUGCUGGACGGGAAGCAGGUGAAAGCCAAAGACUACUUUGUGGCAACGACAAUUGUGGUGGUCUUCUUCACGGUCAUGUUCCAGGGUCUGACAAUCAAGCCGCUUGUGAAGUGGCUGAAGGUGCCGCGCAGCACGAACCGCAAGCCCACCCUCAACGAGGAGAUCCACGAAAGAGCCUUUGACCACAUCCUGGCUGCCGUUGAGGACAUUGCCGGCCUGAAUGGCUACCACCACUGGAGAGACAAGUGGGAGCAGUUUGACAAGAAUUAUCUGAGUAAGCUGCUGAUGCGGAAGUCUGUGUACCACAAAGGCGAGCUCUGGGAGGUCUACCAGAAGAUCAACAUCAGAGACGCUAUCAGUGUCAUCGAUCAGGGUGGCAAUGUGCUGACCUCUGCCAGGCUCUCUCUGCCCUCCAUGGCCAGCAGGACAUCCUUCUCAGAUGUCACCAAUGUUACCAGCUAUCUGAGAGAGAACGGUAGCGGUGUAUGCCUGGACCUGCAGGUGAUUGACCCGGUCUCGGGUGGGAAGCUGGAGGAGGAGACAGAAACACACCACCUGCUCACAGGGAACCUGUACAAGCCUCGACGAAGGUAUCAUGCCCACUACAGCCGUCACUUCAUGACCAUGGGUGACAAGGAGCGGCAGGAUCGGGAGGUGUUCCAGAGGAACAUGCGGAGCCGUCUCGAGUCCUUCAAGUCCACACGGUACAAGGGGAAGACUCGGCACAAGAAGGAGCGCAGCCAAAAAAAGCGAAAGGGUUCCGAUGCAAAAGAGCAGGACGCCAACGGCAAACCAAGGAGAAACGUCAGCUGGCAGGACACAGAUCCGGUGGUGGCCCCCUUGGAAUCGGAGGAGGAGAAGAGCGAGGAUGAGCCGGAGAAGGACGAUGAUGUGGGCAUCACCUUCGUGGCAAACAAGAACGACCUUCCAAAGGAGUCUCCAAAGGAGCGGCCCAAAUCAGUCCCCGGCACACUGGAAGUGUGUCAGAGCCCUGCGGUGAUCCCCCCAUCCCCCACCUGCGCCGAGAAACACCUGCCAUGGAAGGGGGGUGGCGGCACGCUUCCUGUCUGUGUCUCCAUGGAGACCACGAAGAUCAUCCCCAUUGACCUGCAGCAGGCCUGGAACCAAAGCAUUUCCUCCCUGGAGAGCCUGGCGUCUCCACCAGCACCGGCUGAGCCUCAGCACCCGCGGGUCAGAACCCUCGGCAGGGUGGAGGCGGCGGCCCGAGGAGGGAAUGGGGCGAGCGCGGGGGCCAAAGGAACUGGUGGCGGUGGCGGCAGCGGUCUGGCCCAGAGUUCCCAGUUCCAGUUCCCCAGCGAGGAGGACGAGAGUACUCAGACCCUGCAGGAGCAGGAGACGCAGCCCCUCAUGUCCUCUGUGAGACCGCCACCCCCGCCCCCUCCGUCAUCCUCCUCUCAAGUGACAGGGAGGAGGCCUCCCUCCUUCAACAGGAACCCCUGCGUGUACCUAAGGAGUCUGGUGGCGGCGCCACCUGCUGGAAGCGAGCCCCGCAGCAGAGGACCGACGCAGCUCUAGGCGUGGCCUCGUCUAGGCCCCGCCCACUCCUGCGUCAGCCCGCUGGCCGAGGGCGUCCGCGCCGCCGCUCCGUUUAGCCUCACUUCAUCCGUAACUGUCUUCUGCUGCAGCUCUCUUUGCCAAACUGCAUCUCAGCCUCUAGAAUAACUUGUAUGGCUCUGUGCGGUUCUGCUUGAGUGUGGAGUCCCAGAUGCUCUAGUUACUCGGACAUUAUCUGCAAAUGAAAUUUUUUCAUUCGUAUCUGCCUUUGGCCUAACGUUCAUCGAUGCAGAUGUACCGCAACACACAGAUCUGACAAGGACAUUCAGAAAUUGGCAAUACUAUAGAGCUGUUAACAAAGCUCAUCUAUACAGAUGGUAUAAUGGGGGCAGCAGGGGGCGUAGUGCUUAGAGCUGCCUAUUUGCUCUGUAAUGACCCAGGUACGAAUACCGUGUCCUGCUGUAGUACCCUUGAUCAAGGUACUUAACCUCAGCUGACACUAUAAAAAUUACGCAGUUGCAUUAAUGAAUAUAUCACUGUAAGAAAUGUAACCCUGUAAAUCACUUUGGAGAAAAGUGAGAAAUAAAUAAAUCUCACCGAGGGCCUCGUAUCCUUAUACAGUGCUGUUUGAAAGUAUCUGAACCCUUUACAGAUGUUCAUUAUUCUUGUAAAAAUAUGACUAAAAAAAUCUAUAAAACCUCAAUGUUGAAUGUUAAAAUAA